GCCCGUCCCCAUCAUCAUCUUCACCAUCACCACAUUUCUUUGCACAUUCUCAGCAAUCUUCAACAGCUCCAACAGGGCGCCCGUCUAAUUCUCCUGCUACGAAAUUAAAUGUGAUAAUUUACAAAUUUAAUGUUUUGAAUGAUGCAAAGAAAUGUGGUGAUGGUGAAGAUGAUGAUGGGGACGGGCCUU
This is a messenger RNA of Racocetra persica, 189 nucleotides long. The record is from the annotation of a GenBank genome assembly. NCBI's taxonomy places the organism in Eukaryota, Fungi, Glomeromycota, Glomeromycetes, Diversisporales, Gigasporaceae.